AUGACUUGUCCUGGUAAGGAGGGUACUCCGUUGCCCUACACUGCCUCACCAAUCAAGUUACUCUUGAGCGACUUGGCCCUGUUUGUUUCGAAGCUAUGGGCGCUUCCAGGGAUCUUCCUGCCCCUGGAUCUAGCUCAAACACAUGAAUUGGAUGAGUUCUAUCCGUCAUUACGCAAUGGAGCUACCGUGUUGAUCCAUGUAUUUCUCGUGGUUUACCAACUUGGUUUCCUACUCUCGCUGCCCAUCAUGGUAGUCUGUAUGAUUCCAGGUCUAUGGAUCCUUGCUUAUUCUGCUAUUGGCUUCACUACAAAUUAUGCGAUUGUCAUGUUCAUGUUGAACGGAUUCGAGCAUGUUCUAGUGUCCCAAGUUCCCGUGGUCGAGCGACCAGGUCAUGAGCGGGAGCGUUGGCUGUAUAUAAAUGGAAUUGCAGCUGGGCAUCACUGGGUACAGAUGAACAUCGAUCAGCUGUCAUACAUCUUUGGUCGGAAAGUGACCGGUGUACACAAUCGCACCGCAGGAAUUGUUUUUGAUCUAAUCGAAUGCCUAAUUCAACGGGAUUUUUCAUACGCUACUGAUGAUAUACGACAAUCGUAUGUCUUAGUCAAGGAAGCUCUCUUGGACCCAGAAUGUGACAAGGUGGUUCUGCUUCUUCACAGUCAAGGCGGUAUUGAAGGGGGACUUGUCGUGGACUGGCUUCUGGAUGAGCUACCACACGAUCUCCUUCAUCACUUGGAGAUAUACACAUUUGGAAAUGCCGCGAAUCACUUCAAUAACCCGCGAUGGACAAAACUAGCAAGGCCACAAAGAACCUCAACACCUGAUCUAGUGCCUCAAUUUGGUCAAUCUAUCGGCCAUAUCGAGCAUUAUGCUAAUGCAGGUGACAUUGUGGCUCUGGGAGGCGUACUCCACUUUGUGGACAUCCCAAAUCGAUAUAUGGGCCGGCUGUUCGUGCGCCCGCAUCCAGGCCACCUGCUCAACCUGCAUUACCUGGACAACAUGUUUACUCUGGGGCCUGAUAUGAAAGUUCUUGACUCCAACCCAUUCAUGGAUAUGGAAGUCGAGCCAUGGGCAACCGCCGGUAUAAACGGAUAUGAUGGCCCUCCACAUCGAAUCAGGUAUCAGCCCACUAUGGCCCGAGACGAGGCGUUUCUUCCCGCUGCAGUGAGCCUGCAGCAGCCACAAACAAAUGGUGUAGGCCGAGUACUGCGUGUCAAGGAUUUUAGUCGGCUCUGGCAGUAUAGAAAUGGAGGAUGUCCGGAAGACACAGAGGCACGGCAUGAUCAUGACACCGACGCACAUGUCCUUCUUUAG
Molecule: messenger RNA, 1311 nt
Organism: Penicillium griseofulvum
Lineage: Eukaryota; Fungi; Ascomycota; Eurotiomycetes; Eurotiales; Aspergillaceae
Exons: 3
Coding region: 1-1311 (436 amino acids)
Source: RefSeq, a predicted model, not a curated record